AUGCCUAAGUGCGAUUGUCCAAAAUGCCAACCGUUAGGUGGUAAACUUUUAUCAUGGAGGACUUGGCGGCGACAUCAAAAAAAUAAUCAUUCUCACCAUACAUUUACCAAGCAGACUCUAUCUAAUUCAGCUUCUUCAGCAAAUAAAAAGCCUAUAAGACCCAACACACAUAGUAAUUACUCGGAUAAAUGGAAAAAUAAAACAGAUUAUGUUGACAAUGAGAAUGCAAUGGAUUAUUUUGAUGAGAUUGAAAUGAAUGAUUUUGACGAGAAUGAAAUGGAUAAUUUUGACAUUGCACUGUCAGAAUCAUCUUCACAUACAGAAAUGGCAGAAAAUGUUACACAGUUACAAGAAUGUAGUAAGCCAGCAACGAAUAGAAGUUCUUGUAAAUCAAAAAGAUCGCCAUUAAUACUAUUAGAUAAUUUUCCGAAGGAUAAUUUUGAUCGAAGUAAACACGAUCAAAGUGAAGAUGGUAAUUCCGAUCAAAGCGAAGAUAAACAUACAAAAUGUCUUAAAUGUGGACAAGUAAUAACAAAAGCUGUUAGAAGAUCGGGAGGAAAACUUAAAUAUAAACCUUUAGCAAUUUAUCCUUACCAAUCUAUUAUCACGAGAAUUGCGUCAAUAUUAGCAGAUGAAUCUAAUGAAAAAUUAAUGGAUUCACCAUUUAAACGACAAGUUGAAAAAGGAGUAUUAGGUGAUAUCUACGACGGGAAAGUUUGGAAAGAAUUUUUAGAUGAACGAGGACAACCUUUUUUUGUAGGAAAUAAUACUGAUGUUCGAAUUGGAUUAGCUUUUAACCUUGAUUGGUACACUCCAUAUAGUCAUGUUAAACGAAGUUGUGCACCAAUAUACAUGACAAUUCUUAAUUUUCCAAGGCAUUUAAGAUAUCGAAGUGAAAAUCUCAUUCUCGUCGGCAUUAUACCCGGCCCAAAGGAACCAGAUACAAAUCAAUUGCAAAAUUAUCUUCAGCCUAUGGUAAAUGAGUUAAAGCAACUUUGGAGUGGCCAACUAUUUAAAACCGCUCAAUACCCAAUUGGGC
This is a messenger RNA of Dentiscutata erythropus, 1039 nucleotides long. Lineage: Eukaryota; Fungi; Glomeromycota; Glomeromycetes; Diversisporales; Gigasporaceae. The record is from the annotation of a GenBank genome assembly.